Molecule: messenger RNA, 2163 nt
Organism: Sciurus carolinensis (gray squirrel)
Lineage: Eukaryota; Metazoa; Chordata; Mammalia; Rodentia; Sciuridae
Gene: Ccnb1ip1
Product: cyclin B1 interacting protein 1
Exons: 7
Coding region: 538-1371 (277 amino acids)
Biological process (GO): reciprocal meiotic recombination
Cellular component (GO): synaptonemal complex
Molecular function (GO): ubiquitin protein ligase activity
Source: RefSeq, a predicted model, not a curated record
CUCUCCCUCUCCGUUUUGGUGGGCUGGUGAGUGCGCACUGAAUUUUGCUUUCUAGUUGUUUUGGAUUUCUCUUCAUUUGAGCCAUAUAACCAGGUGGCAGGCCUUUAUUCUAAGCAAGCACUGGAGUGUGGGUUGAAGAUGAAGUCCACUGAAGAGGGAAGACCUAAGUCUUCAGUCCCUUGUGUGCCAGCCCAGAAGUGGCCCUUGAAAGCCUUUGUAAUAUCUAUAUACUCCCUAAAAAUCAAGUGGGCUUGGAUUUGGACAUUCCUAAUAGAAAGAGUUAAAGGCUGAUUGAGACUGUGAAGGCAGGUACUUGAAUUUUGACCAAGACCUGAUGCUAGGUAGUUGAUAGAUCUUAUAGUUCAGCUUCAUUCCUGGAUAGAAGCUGGUUCAUCUGAUAGUAGAGAACAGACCAGAACCAGAUAUGAGUCUUGCAUUCCCACUGUGGAUCUCUUCAGUGCUGUAAAUCCUGGAUGUACAAUAGAUGAUGACUCUUUUUCUUUUGUGGACUCUUCAGCAUCUGGAGAUCUCAUUAACAUGUCUUUGUGUGAAGACAUGUUGCUUUGUAAUUAUCGAAAGUGUCGCAUCAAACUCUCUGGUUAUGCCUGGGUCACUGCCUGUUCUCACAUCUUCUGUGAUCAGCAUGGCAGUGGUGAGUUUAGUCGUUCACCAGCUAUCUGCCCUGCCUGCAACAGUACCCUUUCUGGAAAGCUGGAUAUUGUCCGCACAGAACUUAGUCCCUCAGAGGAAUAUAAAGCUAUGGUGUUGGCAGGGCUGCGACCAGAGAUUGUGUUGGACAUUAGCUCCCGAGCACUGGCCUUCUGGACAUAUCAGGUACAUCAGGAACGUCUCUAUCAAGAAUAUAAUUUCAGCAAGGCUGAGGGCCAUCUGAAACAGAUGGAGAAGAUAUAUACUCAGCAAAUACAGAGCAAGGAUGUAGAAUUGACCUCUAUGAAAGGGGAGGUCACCUCUAUGAAGAAAGUGCUAGAAGAAUACAAGAAAAAGUUCAGUGACAUCUCUGAGAAACUUAUGGAGCGCAAUCGGCAGUAUCAAAAGCUCCAAGGCCUCUAUGAUAGCCUUAGACUACGGAAUAUCACUAUUGCUAACCAAGAAAGUACCCUUGAACCAACUAUGAUAGCACAAUCUGGUGUUUUUGGCUUCCCAUUAGGGAACAACUCCAAGUUUCCUUUGGACAAUACACCAGUUCGAAAUCAGGGUGGUGGAGAUGCAGAUUUUCAGUUCAGACCAUUUUUUGUGGGUUCUCCUACAGCACCUGAAGCCAGCAACAGCUUUUUCAGUUUUGCCUCUCAGAGUCAUGAAUUAGAACAGCAACAAGUCUCUAGCAGGGCCUUUAAAGUAAAAAGAAUUUAGCUCAUUUUACAGAAUCUUUGUUUGCUUUCAGUGAUUUCAUUUAUCAUACAAUCUUUAUUCUAGAUAGUUUUUGUCAACCUCCCUGUGCUGUUAAGCCUUUGAAGUUCUCUUCACAUUUUCAAUUUAUAAGAAAUUCAGUGGCAAUAGAGGAUUGACUUUAGUGUCUGAUAUUUUGUUUGUUUGUUUCUAAUAUUUAAAGCACGAAAAUUUAUUAAUCUCAAUUUCUGUGUAUAUUGUUGAGUUUUCAUUACUGGUGAAAGGGUCACAACAUUAUUAUAUGUUCUGUAGAUCACUCUUUCUGACUUUCUGACUGACCUGUGUCUUUAUUCAUAUGUAUAUAAGCACCAUUGUUUCAUGUCUACAUGUUACUUUGGGUCUUGAUAUUUAUGUAUAUAUAUGUGUGUAAUUGUGUUCAUUGAUAUUUUGCUGUAUUUGCCAGGAUAUUUAUAUGAACAGUUGGUCUUGGACAAUGGUGGGUGACCUGUGGCUUGUUAUUUUGUUGUGUGUGUUUGUUUGUAUAUAUUGGUGUAUUUGUACACAUAUUUACUUGUUUAGAGAGGUAUGCUCAUAUCAAUGAAGGAAUAAUUUGAUGUAUAUCCAGUCCUUCCUUGUAUUAAAAAAUUAUUGACAUUGAUGAAUUUAUUUUGUAAAGUUGAUUUUUUUUGGAUUUGUUUAAAAAUGAAACUGCUUCUUUGUCUGUUAGUGAUUGCCUGUUAACUAUUUAAGAAUGACCUUCUGAUGCAGAAAAUUUACUAACAUAUUGGUCAUAAGAGAUUAUGUUAAUUAAAAUAA